GGUACCGGCACCGUCCUUCCUGAGGAGCUGCAGGAAGUGGCUGAUAAAGAGAUUGCGAACUUGCCCCGGGACAGCUGCCCUGUGCGGAUCCGCAAUAGGUGUGUCCUGACAUCCCGCCCGCGGGGAGUGAAGCGGCGUUGGAGGCUCAGCAGAAUCGUUUUCCGUCAUUUUGCUGACCAUGCUCAGAUGUCUGGGAUACAGAGGGCCAUGUGGUAG
Messenger RNA from Antrostomus carolinensis (chuck-will's-widow), 216 nucleotides. It is a transcript of the gene MRPS14, whose product is annotated as mitochondrial ribosomal protein S14. NCBI's taxonomy places the organism in Eukaryota, Metazoa, Chordata, Aves, Caprimulgiformes, Caprimulgidae. Gene Ontology annotation, molecular function: structural constituent of ribosome. Gene Ontology annotation, biological process: translation. The annotation marks the transcript as partial. Gene Ontology annotation, cellular component: mitochondrial small ribosomal subunit; ribosome. The record is from RefSeq and is a predicted model, not a curated record. The transcript has 2 exons.